GCUGAGCUUCAUGUACACCGGCCGCGACUCCUUCCUCUGCUUCAAUCGCUGUGCGACAUCGCGCCCGCUAACGCCGCCGCUACAGUGGACAUGAUAUUGGUGGGCUCCGCUGGCAGACGGGCAGGGGGGCAGGUGCCCUACCUGUAAGUGGAUCACAGACUCACCAUGUCUGCUCCUGAAGUUUCCAAUGCAGGACCAACUCUGCUGCACCCCAACACCAGGACUUUAACACUACGUGGAAUCAGGGGACAUGCAGCAGAAGAAAGCAGCCAGGGAGCAGUGUCAGACUGUAAGAAAAUGCACACCUCCCUUAACAAAGUGACUGCCUGCUACCGCCAACUGGUGCUGUGUGUUGGAGGCACGUCCGACUGUACUCGACUGAGGGAGGAAUUGGAGGAGAGCAGGAAAAAGGCAUUUGAUCUGAGCACUGAUCUGAGGAACAUGCUGAUGGUCUUAUUAAUGAAUGAGGGGAUUAGCCAAGAAGACCGUGUCAAGCUGGAACGAAUUUGGGUUCUCUUCCUCUCAACACUUGAGUUCUUCCAGCAGGAUCUGUGCAAAGCCCACCACCUUUGCCAGCUUUUUCCGCUGCAUGGACGACGCAAGAGACUAGUAAACACAGGGGUGAUUGGCAAGACCUCAGAGGUGGCCUACAGGGCUAGGAACAUUAAAUCUCCCAGCAGUAGCAGAAUGCAGGAGAACCAGCAGCGAACAGAGAGACCCUGCUCUCCAGACCUCGCUGGGCAGAUCGAACACAUGGAGAGGAUGUUACAUGACAUGCAGAUGAAAGUCAGUAUCCCUAUCUGGACUGUGGAGGCCACAGAGGAGGCCUGGGCAGAAGUCGCUUCCACUUGUGAUUUAGAUGAGUGCUCAGACAAUGAGAUCCUGGCAGGAGAGGACAUUACCAGCAGGGGUUGCUGUGCUCAUGGCCAGUCUCUGCCCAGGCCUCUUUGUAUGGUCUCAUAACAUAUCAUGCAUUGCUUACAACACUGCAGUAAAUGUCUUUAAUGAGGGUGGAAGCAAUAAGUGAGUCAAAAACAGCAAUCUACUCAUGAUGUUAUAUCCUCUGAUGUCUUCAAUUGUGAUGUGGUCUGACCUCAGGAUGCCUCUAUAUCCGUCUGUCCUGUACUUAUAUGAAAGAAUCAUAGACCAAAGAGUUCAGGAAGCUACUACAGUAGUCAAAAUACAGCAUGCACAUUAUUCAGCUAACCUACGGACUGCUGCUGAAACCAUUACCAUAUUUAUGAAGUUGUGGUGGAUGAAGGGGGUUGUGCUGUAGAAGGGAAAUUAUAAAUAAAUUAUCCACAGGUAUCUGACACUCUU
This is a messenger RNA of Xenopus laevis (African clawed frog), 1320 nucleotides long. It is a transcript of the gene rgs9bpl.L, whose product is annotated as RGS9-1 anchoring protein R9AP like L homeolog. The record is from RefSeq and is marked provisional. NCBI's taxonomy places the organism in Eukaryota, Metazoa, Chordata, Amphibia, Anura, Pipidae.